GUCACACGCCGAGCGUCCCCGCGUGCGUGCGCUGCUUUCCACGUGGGAAAGCCUGAUUACUGAUCCACGCAGCUCGUCUCUCGCCAUGAAGCCAGGUUUCAGCCCCCGCGGGGGCGGCUUCGGCGGCCGAGGGGGCUUCAGUGACCGCGGCGGGCGCGGCGGGCGCGGCGGAGGCCGAGGAGGCUUCGGCGGGGGCCGAGGGCGCGGCGGGGGCUUUCGGGGCCGCGGACGAGGAGGCGGAGGGAGAGGUGGUGGAGGGUUCCAGUCUGGCGGCAGCCGGGGUCGUGGUCGGGGCGGGAAGAGAGGAAACCAGUCAGGGAAGAAUGUGCUGGUGGAACCUCAUCGGCAUGAGGGUGUUUUCAUUUGUCGCGGAAAGGAGGAUGCCCUAGUCACCAAGAAUCUGGUCCCCGGAGAAUCAGUAUAUGGCGAGAAGAGAGUCUCCAUUUCGGAAGGAGAUGACAAAAUUGAGUAUCGGGCCUGGAACCCCUUUCGCUCCAAGCUGGCAGCUGCAAUCCUGGGCGGUGUGGAUCAGAUCCAUAUCAAGCCAGGGGCCAAGGUGCUGUACCUCGGGGCUGCCUCAGGCACCACCGUCUCCCAUGUCUCUGAUAUCGUAGGCCCGGAUGGUCUGGUCUAUGCAGUUGAGUUCUCCCACCGCUCUGGCCGUGACCUCAUUAACUUGGCCAAGAAGAGGACCAACAUCAUUCCUGUGAUUGAAGACGCUCGACACCCUCACAAAUACCGCAUGCUCAUUGCAAUGGUGGAUGUGAUCUUUGCUGAUGUGGCCCAGCCAGACCAGACCCGAAUUGUAGCCCUGAAUGCUCACACCUUCCUACGUAAUGGGGGACAUUUUGUGAUUUCCAUUAAGGCCAACUGCAUUGACUCCACAGCCUCUGCUGAGGCCGUGUUUGCCUCUGAAGUGAAAAAGAUGCAACAGGAGAACAUGAAGCCCCAGGAGCAGUUGACCCUAGAGCCAUACGAAAGAGACCAUGCUGUGGUCGUGGGUGUGUACAGGCCGCCCCCCAAAGUGAAGAACUGAAGCCCAGAGCCAUCUGGAUCGCGAGAGAUUGUGUUGCUACUAUUACACUUGUGUUUUUCUAUUAAAAGACUCUUGCCAUCUC
Molecule: messenger RNA, 1118 nt
Organism: Manis javanica (Malayan pangolin)
Lineage: Eukaryota; Metazoa; Chordata; Mammalia; Pholidota; Manidae
Gene: FBL
Product: fibrillarin
Biological process (GO): rRNA methylation; box C/D sno(s)RNA 3'-end processing
Cellular component (GO): small-subunit processome; Cajal body; box C/D methylation guide snoRNP complex
Molecular function (GO): rRNA methyltransferase activity; RNA binding; histone H2AQ104 methyltransferase activity
Source: RefSeq, a predicted model, not a curated record